Camellia sinensis is the source of this 462-nucleotide messenger RNA. RefSeq lists its product as uncharacterized. Gene Ontology annotation, biological process: telomere maintenance; DNA repair. The record is from RefSeq and is a predicted model, not a curated record. Gene Ontology annotation, molecular function: DNA helicase activity. Lineage: Eukaryota; Viridiplantae; Streptophyta; Magnoliopsida; Ericales; Theaceae.
AUGGUUAGUCGUCAUGCUUUUGAAGCUAUUGAUCAUACAUUUAGGGACAUAUUGAAAAAUGCAGAACAUUGUUCAGAGGAUAGGGUUUUUGGUGGAAAACUAUUUGUGCUUGGUGGUGACUUUGGACAGAUAUUGCCUGUUGUACCUGAAGAUGGGCAUGAACAAACAGUGGAAGCUUCAUCACCUAAGUCAACAAUUUGGGAGCAUUGUCAAGUUUUGCAUCUUACCAGAAAUAUGUGUGUUAUAGCACAAGAUAUUUCUAAUCAUACGUGUCAUGAAUUAUGUGACUUUGCAGAGUGCAUUAAAUUGGUUGAUGAAGGGACAACAAUGAGAAGCUCAUUUAGUAAAGGCUAUGAACCUAAUUGGAUACAGAUACCAGAAAAAUUUGUUAUAAAAAAUGGAGAAAGCGAUUUGCACAAGUUAAUCGAUGACACCAAUCUUGAUUUCAUAAAUAAAUAUUAA